Molecule: messenger RNA, 1029 nt
Organism: Lithohypha guttulata
Lineage: Eukaryota; Fungi; Ascomycota; Eurotiomycetes; Chaetothyriales; Trichomeriaceae
Exons: 3
Coding region: 1-1029 (342 amino acids)
Source: RefSeq, a predicted model, not a curated record
AUGACACUCAAAGUAUUCCUCACCGGUGCUUCAGGCUAUAUCGGCGGAGAAGUGUUGAAUCAGAUCUCACGCCUUGAUGCGUCACACCAUGUCAGGUGUCUUGUGAGAGACAAAGGCAAGGGCGCUGCUAUCAAGGAGACAUACCAAAAAGUCGAGGUAGUCGAAGGAGAUCUCGAUGAUGCUAGCUUGAUAGAAAGCGAAGCAAAGGCUGCCGAUGUCGUUCUGCACCUCGCCAGUACGCGACAUGAAGUCAGUACGCGUGCAAUUGUUAAAGGAUUGAAUGAUACAGGCCGCCAAAAAGCAGGUUACUGGUUGCAGAUCAGUGGUGCAUCCAUGUUUGCUGGACCCCAGAUGAAAGCCGGGACAUAUGGUGAGGCCGAAGGAAAGACUUAUGAUGACAUUGCCGAUGUCGAGGAGAUUAGAGCCGUGAUCCGAGCAAGCCCAGGUCGGAUAGUUGACAAUCUGGUUCUUGACCAGGAUCAGGAGCAGGUCAAAACAGCCCUUGUACCAGGUCCAAUCAUAUACGGCAAAGGCAGGGGACCAGGCAAUACCCGUACCGUGCAAGGGCCAGCAAUUGCUGAAUACACCAUAAAGAACGGCGAGAGCUUCCAGGUUGGCAAAGGCGAGAACGUUUGGAGCACAAUCCACGUCGCCGAUAUUGCCAAGCUUUUCGUCUCCCUCUUAAGUGCUGCAGCUGAUGGAAAGAAUGAUGUGUGGAAUGAGGAUAGGAUCUUCCUUCCAGAGAAUGGUCAAAUUGCUUUCGGUAAAUUCGCUCGACUUAUUUCCAAAGCAGCUCGUGACCAGGACCUGAUCAAAUCAGACAACAUCAAAUCUUUGUCGGGUAAAGAAAUCGAUCAGGUUGUGCCUCACGGAUCGAUAAUCCUCGGAACUAAUGCAAAGCUCAGUUCCUCUAGAGCUCAGAAAUAUCUGGAUUGGAAGCCGACAGAGGUAUCGCUAGAGGAGGACAUUCCUCGCAUGGUUGCAGAAGAAGCCGAGAGGCUGCGAGAUGGGAACAAGAGCACUUCAUGA